Messenger RNA from Trichoderma atroviride IMI 206040, 2274 nucleotides. RefSeq lists its product as uncharacterized. Gene Ontology annotation, cellular component: cytoplasm; aminoacyl-tRNA synthetase multienzyme complex. Gene Ontology annotation, biological process: prolyl-tRNA aminoacylation. Lineage: Eukaryota; Fungi; Ascomycota; Sordariomycetes; Hypocreales; Hypocreaceae. The record is from RefSeq and is a predicted model, not a curated record. Gene Ontology annotation, molecular function: ATP binding; proline-tRNA ligase activity.
CUCUUCCGUUGCGCAUCCUGCAAUAGCGACUCAGGAUUAGACCAUCUUUGCACUUGGGAGCAAGUUCUGUGUCAUUUGAUAAAAGUUGUAGACGAAAAAGCAUUUUGCCUAUAAAACUACACCAUGGAGAACGCCGCCGACCAGCCCAAGGAGCCCUCCAAGAGCGCCUUGAAGAAGGCCGAGAAGCAGGCCAAGAUGGCCGCCGACAAAGCUGCCAAGGCCGCCAAGCAGGCAGCCCUUCCCAUUGUGGGCGGAAAGAAGACCGACGAUAUCAUUGGUAUCACCGUCACCAAGGCAGAGAACUUCCCAGCAUGGUAUCAAGAGGUUGUCCUCAAGGGCGAGAUGGUCGAGUACUACCAAGAAAUCUCUGGCUUCUUUGUCCUGCGUCCUCUGUCAAUGCAUAUAUGGAAUGUCAUCCGAAAAUGGUUCCAGGAGCGCAUCGAGCUUAUGGGUGUUGAGGAGACCAGCUUCCCCAUGUUCCUGUCCUCCAAGUCACUGGAGAAGGAGAAGGAUCACGUCGAGGGCUUUGCCCCCGAAUUGGCUUGGGUUACGAAAGCCGGUGACAAGGACCUCGAAGUUCCUGUCGCAAUUCGUCCUACCUCCGAAGCCGUCAUGUACCCUUACUAUUCCAAGUGGAUUCGUAGCCACCGAGAUCUCCCUCUUCGAUUGAACCAGUGGAACUCUGUUGUCCGGUGGGAGGCUAAGCAGACCACCCCUUUCCUUCGAACAAGAGAAUUUCUCUGGCAGGAGGGCCACACUGCUCACCUGACCGAGGAGCUUGCUGGAAAGGAAGUUUUGGAGAUUCUGGAGCUAUAUGCUGGCGUCUACGAGCAGCUUCUGGCUGUCCCCGUUGUCCGAGGACGCAAGACAGAGAAUGAAAAGUUCGCCGGUGGUUACUACACCACUACCGUCGAGGGCUACAUUCCUUCCAACGGACGCGGUAUCCAGGGUGCCACCUCUCACUGCCUUGGUCAGAACUUCAGCAAGAUGUUCGACAUUACCGUUGAAGACCCUGCCAACAAGGGCUCGCACAUCCACGUCUGGCAAAACUCUUGGGGUCUGUCUACCCGUGUCAUUGGUGUCAUGAUCAUGGUACACGGUGAUGACAAGGGCCUUGUCCUCCCUCCCCGAAUUGCCAAGACCCAAGUGGUCAUGAUCCCCGUCGGCAUCAAUAAGAGCACAACUCCUGAGGAUCGCAAGAAGCACGAGGAGCAACUUGAUAGCAUCAGGGAUACCCUCAGGAAAGCUGGUGUCCGAUCUGAGUCUGACUGGAGAGAGGGCUACACCCCUGCUUGGAAGUUCAACGACUGGGAGCUGAGGGGCGUUCCCCUCCGAAUUGAGUUUGGACCCAAGGACGCCGCCAAGGAAGUUGUCAGCUGGGCCAGACGAGACACUGGCGAGAAGGGUACUAUCCCUAUUGCCGAGGUGGCCACCAAGGUUCCUGAGCUUCUGGAGACUAUCCAGCAGGACAUGUACAACAAGGCCGAGCAGUCCUUCCGAGAGCACCGCCUGCAGAUCACCAAGUGGGAAGACGUUCUCCCCUCCCUGGACAAGAAGAAUGUCGUUCUGAUCCCCUUUUGUGGCGACGGCAAGUGUGAGGAUCGUCUCAAGGAGCUUACUACCCGCGAAGAUACCCAGCCCGAUGUCCCUGAGAGUCAGAAGCUUCCCUCCAUGGGCAUGAAGAGUUUGUGUAUUCCCUUUGAGCAGCCUGAGGGCGUUGUUGCCGGCGAGACUGAAUGUCUUAACCCCGAGUGCCAGCGCAAGGCACAGUUCUGGACCAUGUUUGGCAGAAGCUACUAAAUGAUGAAGAAUAAGAAGGUGCAUAGAAGGAGUUUUUCGUAUUACAAAAAAGAAAUGGCAUGUAUACCACGCCUGUGGUAUGACAUACGGAAUGAUGCUUCACAUGGGAAUGCAGAGGGAUAAAUUUAUCAAUGACUUUAAUGACUUUUUACUUUUUGGUUUCAGCUUCUAUCUAUGUGAUUGUGUACAUGUAUAUACUGUCUAUUGCACUGCAUCGUAUCUACUGCGUGGCGAUGGAAGCCUAGCACCACUCAAAUCGCUCGUUGACAACCCAGUCUAGGUCUUCCGCAUUCCCUUCGCCGAACCAAUUCAAGCUCGCCAAGUUCUUGGCAUCUCUCACGACAAAGAUGCUUUCAAACUCGGUUGCAUUCUCGACAAUCUUUCUAACCCUGACAAGAGGGUUCCAGAUCUCAACCUUUGAGCACUCCCAGUCCUUGGCCUCUUUUUCAGCAGCGCGGAAGAUUCCCACAACGG